AUGGCUCAAAAGGAAGUCGAAGAGAACAUGGACGGUGUCGAGGAACCACAAGGAGAGAACGUAGAAGAAGAAGAUUUGAACGUGCCGGCAAAAAAGAAGAUGGAAAUCGUGAGAAAACAAAUUUUGUCUGGUAGCACACAAAAUUUUGCAGCUGGACCCCAAAAGCUUCGAGCAAGAUCCGACUAAUUUGACGCUAAUUAUGUAUGAAGAAGAUCAUACAAUCGGAAAUUCAAUCAAGCACAUCCUCAGUCGAAUGUAAUCGUAGGUUUCUUUAACUCUGAAAAAUAAUGCAUUUACAGGGACGAAGUCGAGUUCUGUGGAUACAACGUACCGCAUCCACUCGAAGACAAGAUUUUGUUCCGAGUUCAGACCAAAGAGGGAUUCAAUGCGCUGGAAGUGCUGAUGAGGGCAUUCGAGAGUGUGGAGGAGGUGAGCAAUAAAAAUUUAGAAAGCCAUGCAACGAAAUGUCUUCAGAUUUUCUCGACGAUCAGAGAAAAGUUCGAGGGAGCGUACGACCAAAGCCAGUCCUAA
Molecule: messenger RNA, 531 nt
Organism: Caenorhabditis sp. 36 PRJEB53466
Lineage: Eukaryota; Metazoa; Nematoda; Chromadorea; Rhabditida; Rhabditidae
Source: the annotation of a GenBank genome assembly